Molecule: messenger RNA, 552 nt
Organism: Danio aesculapii
Lineage: Eukaryota; Metazoa; Chordata; Actinopteri; Cypriniformes; Danionidae
Gene: crygs3
Product: crystallin, gamma S3
Exons: 3
Coding region: 1-552 (183 amino acids)
Biological process (GO): visual perception; lens development in camera-type eye
Molecular function (GO): structural constituent of eye lens
Source: RefSeq, a predicted model, not a curated record
AUGAAAUUAGCCAAAAACAUGGACAGAAUGGGAAAAAUUGUCUUUUAUGAGGACAAAAACUUUCAGGGACGUUCCUUUGAGUGCAGCCUGGACUGCCCAGAGCUGUCGUCCCACUUCACUCGCUGUAACUCCAUCCGAGUCGAGAAUGGGGCCUGGGUUUUGUAUGAGCGUCCAAACUUCAUGGGCUUCCAGUACAUCCUAACUAGGGGAGAAUAUUCUGAUUAUCAGCGCUGGAUGGGCUACAAUGACACUAUAAGGUCUUGCCGUAUGGUGCGAAAUCACACUGGCUCUUUCCGUAUUCGUCUGUAUGAGCGGCCUGACUUCCAGGGUCAGACCAUGGAGUGCAGUGAGGACUGGCCGUCUCUCUAUGACCGAUUCCGUCAGCGUGAGGUCCAUUCCUGUAAUGUUUUGGAUGGAGCCUGGAUUUUCUUUGAGCAUCCAAACUACAGGGGACGUCAGUACUUGUUGGAGAGAGGCGAGUAUCGCUGCUUCACUGACUGGAAUGCCAUGCAUCCUACUGUCGGCUCCAUUCGCCGUAUUCAGGACUUUUAG